GUUUGUUUUGUUUCCACCAGGGUUCGAAAUGAGCUCUCUACCCUAGGCGAGCGGUGUAGGCUAGCCUGCUCACUGUCGUAUAUACCAUUGCAUCAUUCUGGAAACAUACUUUCGCUCGGAAGCUGUGUACUUCUUCACUUUUCCGCGAAAUGCUCGGGGGUCGUUUCAAAAUGUCGCGCUCACAUGCUAUUACGCAAAUCGAAAGCAGGGAGAGAGAUCCCUCGUCAUUUUGAAUUGAGCGGCGCCUCUGUGAAGUACGGCAGGUCAGCUGGCGUAUCACACACAGAUUUAUUAUUUAUUGAGAAUAAGAUGGCGGAGUUCUCCCCGGUACUGUCGCUGCGGGAUGGAGACGGUCGGCUCGGACUACCGGUCUUUCCCAGGUCACGGUCAGGCUCGGAAUCCGAAAGUGAGCUCUCGCAGAGCCUGGCCCGCACCAAGACCCGCUCCUAUGGCAGCACAGCCAGCGUCACCGCUCCUUUGGGAGAGAAGUACAUCGAACACAGAGUGACGGACAGUGACACGCUGCAGGGAAUAGCACUGAAAUACGGUGUGACGAUGGAACAUAUAAAGAGGGUUAACAAGCUUUUCGGCAACGAGUGUAUAUUCCUGCGGAACAGCCUGAACAUCCCGGUGGCGUCGGAAAAGGCCUUCAACGGACUGUUGACUCUGGAAUCUCCGGAAGGCGAGGCGGGCGAUGGCCAUGUGCUCUGCGACGGGCCCGCGGAGACUCCGGACGGGGACGGAGCGUCCUCAUCACCCACGCCCGCGCCUCAGGACGCCAGCUUACGCCCUGCUCCGCCAGAGGAGCUUUCAGCCAAGGACUACUUACACAGACUGGACUUGCAGAUUAAAAUGUCCAAGCAGGCAGCCAGGAAACUCAAAGAAGAGGAUAUCAGGGAUCAUGAGGAGGACUUGCUCCCCACAUCAUCGUACCAGGAGAUCUGACGAGGAGGAAGAGUGCGGAUGAAGGAGCAGUUAUGUACCCAGGCGCCAUUUUAUUAUUUUUGAUUUUACCUUUCCUGUUUUCUUUUAUUCUUGCUUUUAACCAAAUCAUGACAAGGACUUCAUGUCCAUGUGUUUGCACUGAAGUUUCAACCUUUGCCUUUUCAAAAAAGAAAUAAAUGUUGUUAUUAUUAUUAUUAUUAUUAUUAUUAUUAUUAUGAUUGUUAUUAUUCUUAGUUUUUAUUAUGUCUUGUCCAUGGAGAGAGAGAGAGUAUUGGGCUUGACCCCUGACCUCUUAUGUCACAUCCAGUGAAAGCACAAGAGUGUCAUAUUCGGGAAGCCGCUCCUUACUUAAAUGGGUUCCCAGCCCUGGUCCAGGGGCGUUGGUUCACAUUACUGCUUUGUCAUACUGAGAGCUGGGGGAAGUGGGUGUGUACGGACUGGGGCUUUAUUAAUGCAGCAAAUAAUAUAGUCCAGGGGUUUCAAACUGAGGUCCAAGAGGUUUUUCAAACCCUGAGGUCCAAGAGGGUUUUCAAACCCUGAGGUCCAGGAGGGUUUUCAAACCCUGAGGUCCAAAAAAAGCUCCAGGUGAUCCUCACCGUUAAUAAAAAUGGCUUUUGUUACACAUUUUCAAAAUCACACAUUUCAGACUAUCAGACUAGCUAUCAGACUGAAUAAAUAUUACAUAUUCAUGUUGUACUAAAUGCGUGCCUGACAUGGAUCCAUGAAAGCUCCAUUCUUAGCAUGUUAAAUAGCUACUCUGUACAAAAUGUUAUAGGGGGAAUGUUAUAGGGAACCCCUGGUUUCAGCAACCAUUUCAGUAUUCAGGUAGUGGGAAGAAAUAUCCUGAAUUCACUUUUUCAGGAGUUGUUAAUCUUUUGCUUACAGCUUCUCUUGAACACAUCCUAUUUAAAGUCUGUCUUCAAGUAUUCAACAUAUUUCAAAAACUAUAGUCUUCAACGUCUUUUUUUAAAGGAAUGAAAAUAUUCACUUGAAGUUGUGGGUGUGUGGAGGUGUGUUAAUUUGUGUUAUUUUUACAUUUUUAUUUUGCCUAUUAAAAGCUAUUUUGUGAAAGGGACAAUUCUGUUUUGAAGUGUGAAUGUGUUGUGGCAAUUCCAGUUUAAACCUCAGUAGAUUUGGUUGUUUUAAUAAUAGGUUUAUGACCAUUUGGUUUUGAGGAACAAUAAAUAAAUCAUCUGUAAACCAAAA
This is a messenger RNA of Conger conger (European conger), 2151 nucleotides long. Its product is annotated as lysM and putative peptidoglycan-binding domain-containing protein 2-like. The coding region runs from base 184 to 945 and encodes 253 amino acids. The transcript has 3 exons. The record is from RefSeq and is a predicted model, not a curated record. Lineage: Eukaryota; Metazoa; Chordata; Actinopteri; Anguilliformes; Congridae.